This is a messenger RNA of Brassica napus (rape), 895 nucleotides long. RefSeq lists its product as uncharacterized. The coding region runs from base 373 to 627 and encodes 84 amino acids. The transcript is spliced from 2 exons. Lineage: Eukaryota; Viridiplantae; Streptophyta; Magnoliopsida; Brassicales; Brassicaceae. The record is from RefSeq and is a predicted model, not a curated record.
UGGUUUCUAAUUUGUUUGUCAAAACAAUCAUCACUUAAGAGAGCAAUGUGGUCAUUCGAUAGUAUAAAAUAACUAGUGAUGAUGUGACGAUUAGCCAUCUAAAUGUGUUAUUAUUAUAUGAUAUUGAAAUUCUUGAGUUAGACUUUAGGUAGUUAGUGGCCUACCUGCUUUGGAAUCUCCCCUGCUUUGGCACUUCUUCAACAGCACCCUUUGAAUUUUUCUUCUCUUCCUUUCCUCCUUUUCCAUCAUUUUUUAUUUGGUUUUUUCUUUCUUUCCUCCUCACCUCUCUCUCUUCUUUGUCAACUUCUAUUUCUUUCUCUCUCCUCAUUGCCUUCAAGCAAACCAAGAGAGGAAGGAAGAAGCAAGAAAGAGAUGUGUCCGUUAAGGCUGAUCCUCAUAUUCUUGUCGGCGACUCUUGCUGGGUUCUUUGUCCUCAAGAAGCUCAACAAUUCCUACGACGAUCCCCUCGCCGACCCUCUCACCGACGACGCUGAUCCCGCCGACUCUGACUCCAGAUUCUCAAAGGUGGGAAUGGCAAUGAAGACUGGAUUUUGGACAUGCGUUGACAUGGCUAGUGGCCGCUAUCUCUGGAACCAUCUCUGUUCCAAUUCCGACAGCUCUUCCUGAUUUUUCUUACUGUCUGUCUCUAUCUCUAUUGUCUGUAACUGUCUAGUUGUUUCAAUGGACAACACCAAAAUCGCAUAUAGUCAGUCCUCUGUACUAUAUUACAGAUCUCGUUUUCACCACUAAAUUCUGAGCCUUUUUCUCACUUUCUACCUCUCUUUGUAGCUAAAGUAUGUGUUGUUUGGACAAAUCUUGUUACUUCUUCCCUGUUAUAAUGUAAGAGCAAGCCAUUGAGAUCAAAACUAUAAUUAUAUGGCAGGAUGUUGUUACC